UAAAGCUUCGCGCAGCAAAAGAUAAAAUUUUGCAAAAGAAGAAUGGCUGAAAUAAGGCGAUAUGUAGCGAAGCCAAACGAAACUGCGCGGAAGGAAGUGAAAUAAAAAAGUGGGAGGAUAAGCACAAAGGAAAGGCACAUGUAGCACAUAUGCAUAUUCCCGCGCGUGCGUUCAUUUAUGCUUACAUAUAUGCUUAUAUAUAUGCUAACAUUUUUUUGCUUACGUAAUGCGUACCAUUGUUCUUUUUUUUUUUUUCUCGCCCUCUCGCAAGGUACCUCCCACCCCGCGAUUGCGCAAAUUGCCGCCAGCCAGAAGAUAUCCUUGAAAACACCACAAAUUGUUGCGUGCCACGCGCAGCAUGAAUAUAUAUACAUAAAUAGAUGUACCUAUGCGCUUACUCGCGCGGACGCUUAUGCAUACACGCCCUGUGGUUAUGUGCCCAUGUAGGAAACACUAUGCAAAGGUGCACAGAGGAGCCAAGAAAGCAAACCCAAAAGAAAAGAACAAUUUAAAAAAAAAAAAACACAGGAAGGUUAUGCCCUUUGCGAAACAGGGGGGGAGGGACAAAUUAUUCCCUGUUACAUCGGUGAAACGUGCAUGCGUAUCGUAUGCAUAACUCGUAGCUUCAAUUUGAAACUAUCGUGGAGUUUCUCCUUUUGCUGAGCUAUACAUGACGAAAUAUUACAAAGAACGCACGUGUCGAGCGGAUCCCUAAAUAGGAGAGGUGCACUCGUACACAUGAACACGUGUGCCACGUGUUUGCGUCUCUCCCCCUGGAGUUCUCCGAAGACACAUCGCAAAGCGGCUGGAAGGGCACGGUACAAAAAAAGGGGAACUAAACGGGGAACUAAACGGGGAACUAAACGGAAAUAUAGGGAAGCGUAAAAAAUUGCAAGCAUAACGAAAUAGAGGGAAGAUAAAAAAGGACAAGGCCCACUCUCCACGCUCCACUCACCGCGCACCACCACCACCCCCCAAAUUAUGCAUAGUCAUAAACUCCCCCUUUCCGUUCGCCGUCCGCCAGCCCCUCCCCCACAAGACUUCUUUUUUUUUAACCCCCCCGUAAAAAACAUGACUCUAACGGAAAAUAUUGCAAAAAUCACCACCAUUCAAGAGAGGUUAAAAGAUAAGGAAAGCAAAUUCGUAAGUGCCAACGAGGAGGAAGCGGAAGAAGAGGCAGAAGCAGGGGCAGAAGCGGAGGAGCAGAAAAAAACCAUCGAUGAGAGCACCAUAAAAGAAAUUAUAGAAGACCUAAUUUCGCUAAAAGACGUAGAAAUAAAUAAAGACAUUUUAAAGCAAACCAAGAUAGGAGUAACCGUCAAUAAAUUUACCAAAAUAAAAAACGAGGAAAUACAGAAUGUUGCAAAGGACCUCGUCGAUAAGUGGAAAAAUAUUGCCAUAAAGGAAAAACACUCCUCAACCGGUAGUAGAAGCGCCGAAAGUCUGAAGAAAAGAAAAUCGGAGCUGGUCGAAGGGAGUGACAAUAACACGUGCUCAGAGGAUUACGAAUUAAAAAAGGUAAAAGUUAAAAAUGUGAGUGAGCACAGCGCAAAACAGGGAACAAUCCAAAGUGGUAGCCCCAAUCAUGGUGAGCCGAAUAAUAAGGCGGAUCAUCUCCUCUUCAGCAAACACCACAACAGUGACCACUUACCAAUAAAAGGAAGCGUUCAAAAUAGCUACCACUUUAGCGAACUUAAACACGUUAACACAGAUUUAAAGGCACUCACCGAGUGGAAUUAUAACGGGAAAUUUCACAAUGAUGUGCUUCGAGAUAAAGCGAAACAGUUUUUAUUUAAAGCUUUCAUUACCGGCUCAGAUGACAAUCUGCUCUACCUCAUUGAUAGGAAAAAGCUAAACGAUAUUAUAUACAAUAUAGAAAACGAAUUACACAAAUUUUUUAUCGAAAAAAAACAAUCACAGAAGGAAUACAAUAUGCAGUUAAAAUCAAUAAAAUUUAAUUUAUGUGAUAAAAAAAACCCAAGUUUUAACGAAAAAAUUUAUGCAGAAUAUAUCCCACCAAGAACUAUAGCCACCAUGAAUUCCCAAGAAAUGGCUAGCGAUGAGAAAAAAAAGGAACGAAAUAAAUGCCUGCAAGAAAGUUUACAAGCUUGUCAGUCCGAUUGGGAUGUUAAAAAUAUUCUUUUAAAAAAAACCAGGAAGGGUGAAUUUCAGUGUUUUAAAUGUAAGGGCUAUGAAACUGUCUACCACCAGCUGCAAACUAGGAGCAGCGACGAGCCCAUGACCACCUUCGUCACGUGCUUGAAAUGUAACAACCGUUGGAAAUUUUGA
Molecule: messenger RNA, 2289 nt
Organism: Plasmodium vivax (malaria parasite P. vivax)
Lineage: Eukaryota; Apicomplexa; Aconoidasida; Haemosporida; Plasmodiidae
Product: transcription elongation factor, putative
Exons: 1
Coding region: 982-2289 (435 amino acids)
Biological process (GO): DNA-templated transcription
Cellular component (GO): nucleus
Molecular function (GO): zinc ion binding; nucleic acid binding
Source: RefSeq, a predicted model, not a curated record